CACAGCAAUAUACGCAAAUGACGAUGAAGAAAAUAGUGUUGAAGGUGGAACUACACGGUGAAAGAACCAGGCAAAAGGUCAUGAAAACAACCUCAGGCAUUUCAGGAGUUGAGUCAGUGAACGUGGACAUGAAGGACAAGAAAUUAACUGUAACAGGAGACAUCGACCCAGUUAAGGUGGUGGAAAAGCUAAGGAAGUUGUGUCAUACAGAGAUAGUAUCUGUUGGAGCAGCCAAAGAGUCUGAGAAGAAAGAAGAUAAAAGGAUAGAGAAUAUAGCUAAAAUGAUAGUGCCUCCUCCUUCGAGUUACAGCCAUGUUUAUUAUGCUCCACCUUAUUAUGUUGGAACUGUGGAUGGGUAUCCUAAUAGUGGCUGUGUCAUCUGCUAAAUUUUGAACUUACGCUUGUGGGAAAGAAAAAAUAAAGAGAAAGAUAAGGAAGCAUACGGUUGCGUUGAUAGAUAUGUAGGCCGAUGUCUUUUUUAUAUAUAAAUAGAGAACAGAAGAUGAAGAUAAGAAAAUAUAUAUAUUUAUA
Neltuma alba is the source of this 531-nucleotide messenger RNA. Its product is annotated as heavy metal-associated isoprenylated plant protein 12-like. Gene Ontology annotation, molecular function: metal ion binding. The transcript is spliced from 3 exons. The record is from RefSeq and is a predicted model, not a curated record. Bases 18 to 386 code for a protein of 122 amino acids. Lineage: Eukaryota; Viridiplantae; Streptophyta; Magnoliopsida; Fabales; Fabaceae.